CCCCCCCCUCUCUCUAAGUUUGUCUUGUAAAACCCUAAAAGAAAGCCACAAACUUUACCACAUGAAGAACAUAUAUUCCAACAUCUUGCUUCUUGUGACUAUAGUUUUCUUGGUACUUAACCUUGGUGAAAGUCUCCAUCCUCAUCAUUUUACAAAUAAUCGAGGACAAGGCGGUCUUAGUCGAUCCCAAAGUCAAGAACAUCCUAAGAAAGGAGAACGCGUAGAGCUUGGGAUGGAUCUAUACCCGACAGGAUCAAGCAUACCCGAUUGUUCACACGCGUGCGGACCAUGUUCUCCUUGUAGGAGAGUGAUGAUAAGUUUCAAGUGUUCCAUGACUGAAUCAUGUCCAGUGGUCUAUAGAUGUACUUGCAGGGGUAGAUACUAUCAUGUUCCAUCUAAUUGAUCACUCUUCAUGGAUACAAACUUGGACAGUUAAUUGGACUUUGAUGGGAGAUUUGUUGAAUUAAUAUAGUUGUUAAAUUAGAAGAUUAAUUUAGAACAUUUUGGAACUAAGUUUUGUGGAUAGGAUCUUUGAGAUUGUAACUUUUGUCACUAAGUUAGCUAUUUUAGUUUCUUGUUAUUUCAUAGUUUUUUUUUAUCAAUUAGGUAUUGUGACUUUAGUUUUGCUCAUUGGUAUAAUAUUUCAGUUAUUUCAAACUA
This is a messenger RNA of Helianthus annuus (common sunflower), 660 nucleotides long. Its product is annotated as protein EPIDERMAL PATTERNING FACTOR 2. The record is from RefSeq and is a predicted model, not a curated record. Lineage: Eukaryota; Viridiplantae; Streptophyta; Magnoliopsida; Asterales; Asteraceae. The transcript has 3 exons. The coding region runs from base 62 to 403 and encodes 113 amino acids. Gene Ontology annotation, biological process: stomatal complex development; guard cell differentiation.